Messenger RNA from Cervus elaphus (red deer), 4726 nucleotides. It is a transcript of the gene REELD1, whose product is annotated as reeler domain containing 1. The record is from RefSeq and is a predicted model, not a curated record. Gene Ontology annotation, molecular function: oxidoreductase activity, acting on metal ions. Lineage: Eukaryota; Metazoa; Chordata; Mammalia; Artiodactyla; Cervidae. Bases 2080 to 3735 code for a protein of 551 amino acids. The transcript has 7 exons.
UCCCCAAGACUAGGAAGGGAGCAGAGAGGGCUGGGGAAGAGAGCGGCUACCCGCUCUCUUUCCCAGCAUCAGACAUCUGUGCCCCACUCGUGUGGGACCUGGUGAAGCCGGGAGAACUUCAAAGGGCAAAAGCCACACAGUGUGUUGGGCGAGGUCCAGGCCCAGCCUGGCUGGAGACAUGAGUCUUUCUCUGCACCACAGCAUCCGAGCCACAGCAUUCAGGUGACCUUGUGAGCUCGGAAAACCAGGAUAAUGAAGGCGACGGGAGACCCUCACCCUAGUUUUCUGGGCCCCCCAGAUUCUGUUCUGACUUAACAGAAGACUGAGAUUUUCUCCUUCCUGGUGGGACAGAGGCUCGGAGGAGCCAGAUUCGACGAGUGUGGUUUCCCCAGCACGGGGAACACUGUAGUCCUGGCUGAGGAAGCCAGCCUCCCCUGCUGUCCGCAGAGAGGAGGGUCUCACUUAGACUUGCUGAGGCCACCUGAGCAACUUGGACCCCAAACCGACAUGAUGGGGCUGGACCUGCAGUCUCUGAAUUGAUGCUUUGCCCACUGAGUCGUUGGUUUCAUUCGGACUGUCUGGAGUGGAGAUGAGGCCUAAUGGUCCACCUGCUACUCUCUCCGGAGCCCCCGCCCCAUGUUGCCCUGCACUGUCCAGGCUCCGAGUCUCCCUAGGACAUCCUGCACUAAUUUUUUUAAUUAAAAUUUUUAUUGAAGUAUAAUUUAUAUAUUGCAGUAUAGUUGCAAUAUGGUGCAGCCCUUUGGAGUCACUUCUCCCCACAACCCCAGCCUCUGGCAACAACUGACCUAUUCCUCUUCUAUAAUCUUGCCUUUUUCAAAAUGUUAUAUAAAUAGAAUCAUACACUCUGCAGCCUUGUGAGUCUCCUCCAUUUUGCUGUAUCUAUUGCUCUGGAUUUGUGUCUGAACUCUUUGUUUGUGCCUAUAAAUGUGUGGAGAUGUGAAUUUGAUCCCUGUGUUGGAAAGGACCCUUGGAGGAGGACAUGGCAACCCACUUCAGCAUUCUUGCCUGGAGAAUCCCCAAGGACAGAGGAGCCUGGUGGGCUACAGUUCAUGGGGUCACAAAGAGUUGGACGACUGAGUGAGUGUGUGCAUACACACAAGUGCAAAGUGCUUAACACAAAGGAGGCGUUCACAUACCCAUGUUCAUGACACUCGUAGUGAGUCCAUAGUCCUUUCAGGAGCCUGACUCUAUUAACAAACUUCCAGGUGGGCUGGGUCCUCCCAGAGGCUUGGUGGUGAUUUUUCAACCAGAAUUUCCCUAACUCGCCUGGUCACAAGAGUCUCCUGUCUCCUGGGUGUGUAAUAAAAAUACGGGUUUCCAGAACUCCCUCUGGUACAGUCUGAUUUCACAGGUCUGGAAAGAAACCUGGGGAAUCUGUAUCAGUGCUUCUCAAACUCUGCUCAUGUCAGAACUACCUCAACCAUAGAUGACUCAGUCCCACCCCAGAGCUGCUUUUCCAGUGGGUCUGGAGUGAGGUCCAGGAACCUACACUUGCAGCAGGCACCCAGGUGAUGGUGAUGUCGUGCUCUGGGAACUCCACAUUGAGAACCAGUGAUCCAUGGCUCUGCACUAUUAUCAAGGGUCUUGGGUGAUUCUUGUUGCAUGCGCACAUGAAUCCCAGCUUCAGUGCAAUUGAUGGGAAGGGAAUAUGCUAUGUGGGACUUCUUGGUCCCAAACAUUGCACUCUGGCCACGGCCUCAACCCCAUUUCACCCAGGACACCUUCUUCAGCCUAUGUUGACUCAGAAGCAGAGAUCUCUGAGGUUUGUUUGAUUGGAUCAUUCUCCCCUAGGCAAGGGGCUCCUGCUGAGGAUUCCAAAGGAAGUUGUGUGCAAAACCAGUCCCAGUUCUUUCCAGAUCUCCACACAGGCUUGAGCAAUGUUGACGUGGAAACUGUACCUGAGGACGUGUAUGUGACCUUAGGGGAAAACCAAUGCGAUUAAGGCUGGAUUUGGACUCCAAGGGACAGUUCCUGGGGACGCUGAGGAUUAGCAGUAACAGCUGUUGUCCUGCCCAUUCAAGGAGAAACUGAAAGGAGAAGAAUGAACUUGUUUAAAGGAUGUGUCUGUGCAGCUCUAGGAGGGGAAACUGUUCCGUCAAGCCUCAGGAAAAAUGUGUUCCUAGCACCCGGAUUGAAGCUGCUGUUCCGCGGGACGCAGGAGAGGGCAGGAUGGGGGUGCCCGCCGCCCUCACGGGCUGGGCCUGUGCCGCCCUCUGCCUGGUGCCCAGCUCCUCCGCCUUCUCCCACGGGGCUGGCGCGGUGGCCUGUGCGGACAUGCGGCCCAAGCACAUCCCAGCCCGGACUCAGAGCCCUGGGACCCACCACAUCACCGUCCUCACCGGCAGCCCUUCCUACUCACCGGGUGCCACGGUCUCAGUGGCCGUGAGGAGCAGUCGUGAUUUCAUGGGCUUUCUACUCCAGGCCCGACGAGUGUCUGAUCAUCAGAUAGCUGGCACUUUCGUCUUCAUUCCUCCUCAUUCCAAACUGAUAGCUUGCUUUGAAGAGGCUGACACAGUCACCCACGCAGACAAGUCCCGGAAGAGAAACCUGGCGUUCGAGUGGCGGGCCCCUGCCCAGCCCGUGGGGAGCAUCAGGUUCUUUUUAUCUGUAGUCCAGUCGUAUUUCGUUUACUGGGUGAAGAUCGAAUCAUCUGUCGUGUCUCAACAGACACACAGCAGAACCCAUUCUGACAGCCACCUGGAGCCUGGCUUGCCGAUGCCAGCCUCUCGGCAGAGGCUGGAGGACGUGGAAGGAACCAUCCCAGUGUCUCUGGGCCUCCACUUGGCUCCAAGUCUCCCCAUCACUCUUCUUCAGCAGCACACAGAUGUCUCUGCUGUGGCCGUAACUGGAGCUGCAGAAGAGGACAGCUUGGAUCCUGUUCCUACCAGUGUUUGGGUGACAGGGUUCCUUGGGGCCGCAGAGACUCCAUUCCAAGCAUCUUCACACACAGCUACUGUAGUCAGCGAUGGCCAUCACCCCAGCAGGGACAGCAGCCCAACCCUGGAACCAUCCCUGGAUGUCCAGGAUCUGGAGAGGCUUGUGGCCCUCAGGGACUUCUCCGCAGAGAGCUUUGCUUCCAGCUUCAGCACCGGCCACAGGACUCAGAAUGAUCCAAGCUUUGAUUCACUGGAAACUUGUCUGCCCUCGGAUAGGGAUGAACAGGACCAGAUGAGGGCCUCUAAUAGGACAGUGACGAGGCCUCCUUUGUACACUGUCCACCUCUCCCAUCCUCGCCUCUGGUCCUCCAGGGCGCUCACUGGACAUGGGGCCGGGGCAGCCCCCCCCACUCCUGCCCUCCACACCUCUGCCACCUCCAGGCCCACCACUGCCGAUGGCCAGUCCCAGGCAUUAGAGCCCUCUGCCAGCUUCCUGCCGUGGUCAAAGCACAAGGAGCGCAGAGUGGAGGAGGGCGAUGGAGUGGCUGGGGUGGGAGACCCCGGGAAGACCAACCCAAAACCUGAGCUCGGGCAGGAGGGAGCCAGCGCCCCGUGGGGGAUCCAGCUCGGGGCUGCGCAGCUGGGCGUCCUGCUCUGCCUCUCCGCCGUGCUGGGCAUGGCCGUCGUUGUUGGCCUUCGUUACCUGCACCCCCAGUAUUGCUGCAGGCGGAUGGAAGUGUCCUUUCGUGAGCCUGCCGCGGAUGCGGUUGCCACGGGUGACGGUGGUGAGAUCGUGCGCGUCCGGAGAAUUGGAGACAACAGUUUCGUUUUUGGUUGAAGGUGAAUGCAACUGGAUUGCUCCCUCUGUGAGUAGCAAGAAAACAGUCCUCUGAGAAAACCGUGGUCCCAGGCCUCUCUGGGCUCCCCUUGCACCCUGUAGAGAGUCUCAGCCAGAACGGAGCUACUGAGAGUAGUUGAUGAGGACAUGGAUUCACUGCGCACCCCCCUCCACCUGUCAGGGGGCAGUUAGCGGAGGAAGCAGAGCAAGGACGGUUUUAUCAACAGAGGGAAUUCUUCCCCAGCUUUGCUGUCUUAACAUCUGUAAUUUAGCGGCACUUUUUUUCUUCUCGCAAUUAGACGUUCUGUUUGAAGACUUAAACCCAACACAAUGAAUAUUGUAUAACCUGCUCAUUAACUAGACUCCCGUGGCCGCCGAGCUUCCUCCAUUGCCUUAAGGAACCUGCAGAAAUAGAACUUCUGUCCCUCCUCAGCGUUGUCAGCCUCAUCACCUCUAACUCUUUGAAAAAACGAGUAACGGUGGAGUUGUGUCUCCUUCAGCCCUCCCUUUGCCUCGCCAAGCCACCCCCAGAGAAGUCUUGUUUUUCCAAACUAGAGUUCAAAGUUGGCUCUGGUGUCGUCGACUGGGUGAGUGCAAAGGUAUUUCGCCUCCUAGGAAACUCAGACAUGUGGUAAAUCUGCCAUGGAAAUUGGUCAAAGGCAAGGAAGAUUUAAGAAAGUUUGAUUGCCAUGUUUGUGGGGCAAUACACAUGCAGCAUGAGGCCUGAAACCGAAGAGAGGGGUAAGCAAACCUCCUCUUCAGGUGUAAAUGGAUCUGAGGUCUCCCAUCCAUUGCACUUGAUGGGAGACUAGGUAUCCCAAAAACUAGCAGACUUUUUGCCUUUGCCAAAGGUCAGGCUGAAAAAUAAAUGAUAAUACCAGCACAGUUUUAAGAGCCUUUAUCUGUCUAAGAAAGCAUGAUGGACAGAGACCAUUGUGACUUUAUGAAGAUCACUUUGAUUUAGGGAGAGUUCCAUAGAUACCAAAUGGGA